CCCCUGUAUGUGUCAGCGAUCUGUUUUCUUGUUUUUCUUUUGCCAAAGUUCUGUGAGAAGUUGCAGACAAAAAACAAUUUGAAAAUCAUUUUAAAGACUUUUAUAUCCAGCUGUAAAAGCCGCAAAAAAAAAAUAGGCAGAAGAGGAAUUGGAGAGGAGAUCAAUUCGUUUGUUUAUAUUGGGGUACAGUGCGCGUUGCAACAAGUGUGAUUGUACGCAGUCCCAAGAUGUCGUACUCAGCGGAGCGUGCGCUCUCCUACCUUUAUCCCUUUGCGAUCGUGUCCUCUGUGAUCUGCUGCAUCACAUCGGCGGUGGCAUGGUCCCAUUGGCGUUACGUCCUGAAUGCCUGUCCGGACACGAACUGCGGCUGUGUGCUGCAUGCCCGGAGCACCUACAACAGCUUUGAGGGCGGGAACAUCGCCUACUGCCACUAUGCCACCUACGGACUGCUGCUGCCCCUGAUCUUCGCCGUGGUGUUGGCCAUUUACCAUGGCUAUCGGAUGUGCAUCGGGAAGGGUCAGCGCAAAGUGGGCACCAGCACCAUUCGGCAGCGAUCCGGCGACAUGAUUGUGGUGACCACUGAAUCCGAACUUACGCCCGAUGGUCUCUCCCCCUACUACUGGCUUCCUGCCACCGUCAUUUCGGUGAUCAUGGCCAUCUAUCAGCUGAUCUACGCCUCCGUAUUUACGGACGGAUUCGAGGUGACCUGCAAGCAGUACCGCGAGUCCCUGCUGAAGGAGAUCCAGGGUGUGGGCAACAUUGUGCCCGUGCUCAAGUCCCGUCUGUCGUGCGCAGCCAUAUUCGAUUUCAUGGACUUUCUGGUGGAAAGCAUCUCCUAUGAGCGGCGUCGCUAUGGACGCAUCAACACGGCUGCUUGCCUGUAUUUCACCUUGGUCUUUGCCUGGCUGGCCCUUUUCGCCUGGCUGUCCAUUUGUGUCAUCAACAUUGUCCACCUGCGGCGCACACGGGCUGCCAGGGUCUGAGGAGCGGCGCAGGACCGCACAGCGAUAAACAUGACGCAAAAAAACAAAACAAGAACGAAGCCAUUCCCAACGCACAUUCGCACAUUAUAUUUAAACGUAGUUCUUACCCAAACGCCACUUAUUUAUUAGUUCGAAACAUACGUCCACGGCUCAAGCCGCCAUAAACACAUUGUACAAAUAUACAAUAUGAAAAACAAAUAUUAAAAUCAUUAAAAUACAUAUAUUUUAAAUCUAA
Drosophila obscura is the source of this 1218-nucleotide messenger RNA. RefSeq lists its product as uncharacterized. NCBI's taxonomy places the organism in Eukaryota, Metazoa, Arthropoda, Insecta, Diptera, Drosophilidae. The record is from RefSeq and is a predicted model, not a curated record. The transcript has 4 exons. Bases 228 to 983 code for a protein of 251 amino acids.